CAAUGUAUGUUCGUGAGUUUCUGUGCGAGAGAUUCGGCCACAGAGAGCUGUAUUAACCGACUGUUAAACAAAAUUUCAAUUCUUUAUUUUUAGGGUGCAAAUUUGCAGAAACAAUAUUGGCCGCCGCCUUUGUCAACUCUAAAACAUGGCGGCCUUUCAAUUGGAAAAAGGGAAUAGGUUAGCUUAUAGUAUACAUAAGUGCUCCAGUUUUUCAUCAUCCUAUGUACCUGAGAAUAUUCAAGAAGACAAGUCAAGCGAUCAGUCAUCCCGGUGGUCAUCGGACACGAAUAAUCCGCCGCAGUAUCUGACGCUGAAACUCCAACAUUUUGCUAUCGUGCUAUCCAUAACAUUCGGAAAAUAUGAGAAGACGCAUGUUUGCAAUCUCAAAAAAUUCAAAGUGUUUGGUGGAGUGACAGACGAAAACAUGAUCGAACUCUUGGAUAGUGGCUUGAAGAAUGACAGUUCACCAGAAACAUUUCAGUUGCGUCAUACUGUGAGAGAUCAUCCUGUCCCAUUUCGUUUCAUCAAAAUUAUGCCACUACAGUCUUGGGGACCUAGCUUCAACUUUAGCAUUUGGUUUGUGGAACUAUGUGGAAUAGAUGACUGGGAUGUUGUUAAACCUUGCUUGGAUUGGUACAAUGCAUAUAAGGAGAGAGAAGUAGUGAGACUGUGUCUGAAACACUUCCGCCAACAUAAUUAUAAUGAAGCAUUUGAAGCUCUUCAGAGGCACACUGAGAUACAAUUGGAAGACCCAUUGCUUAGCAAGUUACAUGAAAUUCUAGUUAAUAAGGGAGACUACGAGGGCACUGAAGACUUCAUGGAACACUCAGUAUCUCCAGGUAAUCUAUUCAGCCACUACAUCAAGCAGCAGGAGUACAAACCUGUAUGGCAGCCUAUACAGCCAGCUGAUAGUGAAUCUCAACCAGGUAUGAGAGGUGGGCAUCAAAUGUGUAUGGAUCCUUUCACAGAGACAAUAUACCUGUUUGGGGGCUGGGAUGGAAAUCAAGAUCUCAGUGACCUUUGGACAUAUCAUGUUCCUUCACGCAAGUGGACAUUAAUUUCCAAAGACACUGAGGCAGAGGGAGGACCCAGUGCAAGAUCGUGUCAUAAGGUGUGCCUGGAUCCAGAACAACGCCAAAUAUUUACACUGGGAAGGUACUUAGAUACACACUAUAGGACUCCAGAAAAUCUGAAGAGUGAUUUCUAUAUGUAUGACAUUGAGAACAAUAGAUGGACUCUAAUAACAGAAGACACAGGUAGCAUGGGAGGCCCUCAACUGAUAUUUGAUCAUCAGAUGUGCAUGGAUGUAGAGCGAAGAACUAUUUAUGUCUUUGGUGGCCGUGUUCUCACACCUCAGUGCAGCAUGGUGGAUGAGCGACCAGGAUUUUUAGGCCUUGUGGGACCAGUGGAACCAAUAUUUUCUGGUCUUUUCUCAUAUCAUGUUCCUACUAACACUUGGAAGAAACUAUGUGACGAUUCCUGCUGGCCAGAGGGGGCUCCGUAUACAGCUAUUCGUUCCAGAGUCGGUCAUUCCAUGUUGUUUCAUCCCAGUUAUCGUCAGCUAUUUAUAUUUGCUGGCCAGAGAAGCAAAGAGUAUUUGAACGAUUUCUUUACAUACAAUGUUGACACUCAUGAAGUAAACAUUAUAAGUGAAGGCACAAAAAAGGAAGCAUCCAACAUACCAGCUGCUGGUUUCACACAACGUGCAACGAUAGAUCCUGAAUUAAAUGAAAUUUAUGUGUUAUCGGGGCUCAGCAAAGAUAAAGAGAAGAGGGAUGAUAAUGUGCAAAAUUCUUUUUGGGUUUAUUAUAUUCAUCAGAAUAAAUGGUCCUGCAUAUAUCGAAAUGAGAAUACAGGGGAAAGCUAUUGGAAUAAAAUGCAGCAUUUAGAGCCCUGUCCUAGGUUUGCUCACCAGUUAGUUUAUGAUCAUGUCAAUAAGAUUCAUUAUCUUUUUGGGGGCAAUCCAGGAAGAGCAUGCUUACCUAAACUGAGACUUGAUGACUUCUGGAAGCUCCAGUUGUGCCGUCCUACUCAUUCUCAGUUAUUGCAGAAGUGCAAACUUCUCAUCAGGAAGCACAGGUUCAAGGAGCUUGCUUUGAAAAAUAGCAUGGCAGCUCUUCAUUAUCUCCAAACAACAUUAUCUGAGAUAAUAGAUCACAGCGAUGAGGAACAGACAAAGGAGUUCCAGUUGUUAACGUCAGUCCUUUUCCGAGAACAAGAUGACAGUACCUUUGGUUACAAGAAAAGUGUUACUGAAGAAGAAGAUCAGCUGGAAUGCCAUCGUAGGAGAUCCCAGUUAUUUGAUCAACUUGUAGCUUUCUUCCCAGAAAAUAUGACUCAGCCAAGAGGUAACUUAAUUGAUCUAAUUCAACUGUGAUCCCAGCAAAUAUUUCGACAAAUUUCUUUCUCAUAUGUACUAUGUUGUGAACUGUCUUAUGUUUCUGAAAAUGCUCAUCUUUCGGAGCCUCUUCAGCUCAGAAAAAAAGUUUUUGAGGCAUGUUGUGGAUAUAUUGUAACAUAAUGUAAAUAGGUGUAUAGUGGAGGCGUAGAUCAUUGAUCACAAAACCCAAGACUGUAAAAAGUAUAUCUCAGGUAUGCAUCAUUGUAAAAUACUGUAAUUAUGUAAAAUUGUCAAAAUAUUUUUAACAUCCUUCAUCUGGUACUUGUUGUAUAAAAUGUCUAGGUUAUAAAUGAAACCAGUCAGACCGACCUCAAGCAUACUGUUUUCUAUAAAUAAGUUUAUUGUAUUGUAUACAUAAAACUUUUAAAAAAAUCCUAUAGCUUCCUGUUUAAUGGUUUAAUCAUAAAUGUAUCAUUUGUUAUAUGACUGUAGUGACUGUAAUACAAUACAGUCACAGGCAUUUAUGUCUCUAAAUGAGUAUCUUAUUUUGCGUAUUAAGUAUUAUGUUUGGUUACUGAACUAAAACCAGCAUCUGGUGUAAAGUAAGUGGAAAGUUUCUGGAAAGCUUAUGACUUAAGGUUUUUGUUCUCACAUCUAAUAUCCAAUAUCUAUUACUGUUUCAGUCAACUUAAAAAAAAAAAAUAACGCCCUUCCUCGUGGUUUAUUUGGUAUUUCAUGAUCAUCUGCUGAAAUAAGAAUCAUUAUUAUUUUGCAAUGUUUGUGACAACAUUCAGUUGUGUGUACUUAACUCGGUGGUCGGUAACAGCUUUGAAAUUAAAAAGGUGAGGAUUUAGAUAAGUAAAUGGAGGGAUGUAUUACGUGUGUGUGUGUGUGUGUGUGUGUGUGUGUGUGUGUGUGUGUGUGUGUGUGUGCGUGAGAGAGAGAGAGGCCUUACCAAAUGGCGAAUAAUGGUUAUAUAUUUGGACACAUUUGUUUUGACCAAAUUUAUAAAAGUGUUACUGAGACUGUCAUGGAUGCAAACAUUUCCUUUGUGCCUUUUCACAGUAAUUUAUUACUGACAAGGCAGCAAAGUAAUGCGAAAAUUGUCAGAUUAGACUACUGUAUUUAGUUCGGACUGCACCAUGCUAUAGUGUGUGUGACAGAAGUUAUAUUCCAUAAUUUUACUUAGUACUACAGAAAAUAUGUGUUGGGAGAUAUUUGUGAAAAAAAUCUUAGUUUCUUGCAAUUUAAGUCAAAUAUAUCAGAGGUCAAAAGUAUCUGUUAUUGAUCAGCAUACAAACAUGUAAGACAUCUGUCACAAGUAUUGAUAAAACAUAAAGUAGGCAUAGUUACUAAAGAGAAAGAAAUUAGAUUAUUGUCAAUUAAAUGUAAACUUGUCAGAGUCUGAUUUUAUUAUCUUUGUUUUUGCACUGAAGAUGCUGUGUGUAAAAAUGCAAAUUGAAAGCAAGUAGUGGGAGAGGCUGAGUGAAUCAGAAACCAGUGAAGAAAACCAUGUUUUAAACAUAUGACUAAUGAGAUGGGGGGGGGAGAGAGAGAGAGAGAGAGAGAGAGAGAGAGAGAGAGAGAGAGAGAGAGAGAGACAGAGAAAAUAAGAAAUAAAUUUGGAGAUUCUUACCAUUUUACUUUUAGUACUGAUGCUGCCUGAGCCUGAUAUAUUUGCCCCUCUAUUCAAACUGUAUCUAAUGAGGCAAAUGUGAAAAUCUUUAUUAAGCAUAAAAAAUUAUAGAUUGGUAGCUAUGCAUGUUGAUUUUGGAAAUGAGCUCCUUAUGUUUAUUUGAUUGUUUGCUUGUAUUACUAAUUUUCGAAUACUACACAAGAAAAAAUCAUCAAUAAUGUUAAGUAUGAGAGUGAGCUGGGUGUCACAGGGAUGGAGCCCCUGAACUAUUAUUUGAAGUAAAAGACCGAAUACUCUUCUGGGCAUAGAAGCUUCUAUUUUAUGUUUCACUAAAUUAAGCAAGGCAAGGGCCAAGACGGUUAAUUUGAAAAGGAUACAGAUGAUAUUGUUCACCAUUCUUGUACAAUCAGAGUUUCUGCUCCAUCUCCGAUGACUGUCAGUGGUACAUUGAACCAUUAUUAUCCUCUCUCUCUCUCUCUCUCUCUCUCUCUCUCUCUCUCUCUCUCUCUCUCACACACUCUCACACACACACACACACACACACACACACACACACACACACACACACACACACACACACACACACACACAUUAUUUGUGAGACAGUGUAUGGUGAAGUAUCUAAUUAUAAGUUCUCAUAUGUGUUGUAUUGUCUAUGCAAACAAUUACUGUGAUAAAUUUGAGUCUUAUAUUACUAUUUUAAUGGGAGUGUGAGUAUGUUUGCUGAACAUUUGCUCUGAAAAUUCUUUGAAAAUCUGUUGCCAAGUAUAUAGUCGCAUUGAGUAUUUAGUCAUUAAUGUAAAAUAUGUUUGUAAAUCACAGCACCAAUCAGUAAACCUUAGGCUGACCUAGUUAUUUCCAUCAGAUCCUGUGAGUUAUGGUUUAAAAUGUGCACAUCUCAAACCAUUACUCGCAGCACCUGAUAGAGGCAACUCAUUCAGUUGUCAAAAUAGUGUGCAUGAAAACAGAAUGUUGGUCACCUGAAAUUGUUCCUUUCGUCAGUCAUAGUGGGUUAACUGCAGAAAUUAUAUUCAAUGCUUGGUCUUUAUUGUCUCAUGAAGGCAGUGAUACUAGAUUAAAUACAAGGAAAUGAUAACUCACAGAUACAGUGUUUCUAACAACAUUUGUGUAGAGUUACCCACACUCCUGUCCAUAUGUUGCUGGAUAAUGUCUAUCCCAAUUUACUCCAAAUGUUAUUGUCUUCCAACUUUGUGGAUGAAGUUUCUCCCAUCUGCUGCAUGGGAUUUAUCUGCUUACUGAGGUAUUAUAAGCCUUCCAUUGAGUUAGUCUUCAAAAUGUGCUUUAUAAGAAACAGUACUGCUAAAAACUUCCUUUGUAUGUGUUCUAUCAAUUUGUCCAGUUGUGUAUCUAGCUCACACACAAAUUUGAAUUUUAAAAGCUAUUAUGAAAUCAUUGUUUUGUCCUUUUGCUUAUCAAUUUGUUUCACAUUGUCAGUCAUUAUUUACAAUAUGGCAACCUCUUGCUAUUUCUUUGGAUGUUUUGGACAUCUUGCUGAUGUAAUCUUGAAGUUACAUUAGACAUUAACCUUAGACUCCAAGUUACAGAUACAUGGGAAUUGAGUUUUGAACAUGGCACUGAUUUCAUUUAAUUGUUUUCACAUGCCACUUGCUAAAGACAAUUUCUUCUGUAACUGGCAUUCCUCUUCCUCAUUUUAUUGCCACAUUUGUAUUCUUCUAUAUGCUGUGACUUCUCAUAUUGACUAUCUGUAGUAGUACUACUAGUACUACUACUGCUAAUAAUAAUAAUAAUAAUAAUAUGGCAGCAGAUUUUCAACCAAUUCGCAAAUAUUUGUUGGAGACUCCAUCUGACACCUCACAUUCCCAAGAAGAUAAAGUUUUAUAAAGCUCAAAAGGUUAUGCCUGGUACUGAUAAACUGAUAGUUACGUAAUUUUACAGUCUGAUAUGUGAUAUUAAAGAGUAUAGUCUGGCCAAACAAAGUAUAUACUUGACAAUGAAGAAAAUUCUGAGUCAUUUUAUGUACAAAAGAGAAACAGAUGUACUUUAUUUACCGACAGCAAACAGAAAUGUAGUACUAAGUGUAAUGUCUUAAAUCUUUGUUUUCCUUUCUGAGUAAGGUAUACUAAAGAGUAAAAGCAUACAUCUGUAUGCUCCCUGGAAAUAAUUUCAAAAUGCAAAAACUUGAAUGUGGAUUGCAGAGUAAUCAUGUAGAUAUAGAUGCUCCAUUGUUCUUCCAGGUACACACUUUGCAUGGCCAGGUUCUGUGUGUGGGGCUGCAUUUAAAUGUAAAUAUUUUGAUUGUUUUACAAAACUUUGUAAUACAUUAUAAGUAUUGUUUAAACUGAUUUUUAAAUGUGUAAAGUAAGUUUAUUUUAAAAUCUUGCCGUUGUUGUGAAAAACAUGCCCACAUCAGCUGCCCAAAACUAUUUAUGCUAUUAAUUAAUACAGUAUUGAUUUCACAAACCUACCAAGAAAACUGUAAGAACAAUACUGUAGUGAAAGGUAAACUAGCAAACAGUAUGUCUACUGGAAAAUAAAAAGUUUUUUAAAAGUGA
Messenger RNA from Schistocerca gregaria, 6511 nucleotides. It is a transcript of the gene muskelin, whose product is annotated as muskelin. The coding region runs from base 146 to 2377 and encodes 743 amino acids. The transcript is spliced from 16 exons. Gene Ontology annotation, molecular function: protein binding. NCBI's taxonomy places the organism in Eukaryota, Metazoa, Arthropoda, Insecta, Orthoptera, Acrididae. Gene Ontology annotation, cellular component: cytoplasm. The record is from RefSeq and is a predicted model, not a curated record.